AUGACAAGAGCUAAUAAAGAUGAAUUUAGCUCAGACGAAGAAUUAGUGAAAUUGAUUGAUUUGUCACCAAAAGGUAAAUUUCAUUAUUUCAUCAGCAAAUUUUUUAAAAGAUUUUAUUAUUAUUGUCUUUAAUCUUUAUUGGGGUCCACUAAAGUAUAUGUACAAAGUCUAAUUAUAUAGUCAAUUAUUCAGAGACCCUAAAUGGGCGAGGCCCAAACGGGACUCGAAGAACGGGAUUUGAAACAUGAGGCAACUUUGACGAGUGAGCCACUGAAAAGUCUUGAAAAUUAUUUUUCUUGAAAAAUAUUUCACAUUUUACUAGGCCCAGUGUACUACCAGUGUAAAGAUAUUUUACUCGGUGAAGGAGGAUAUGGAAAAGUGUUUAAAGGUUUUGCAGUCACUGCAGGGAAGAAGCCGAGAAUUCAGCCUGUAAGUUGGAACCUUGAAACCAUAAAAUCAGUAUAAAUUUAGAUAAAACGUACACUUUAAAGGCAUCAGCUAGCGGACCAGAAUUCAUUCUGACACAUGGCAUUAAUAUUUAUUUUUCUCACUUUUAAUUUACAGGUUGCUAUUAAAACUGGGUAUCUGAGUGAUAUCACAGACUAUUACCAAGUAAGAUGUUAUGUCCAAGGAAACAAGCCUCUUAGUCUUUCAUUGCCAGAUUCAACUCGCAAGCUUGCUUAAGAGUGCUUUCAACCAAUCACAAUGCUCGACAGUUUAUUUCAACCAAUCACAAUGCUCGACAGUUUAUUUCAACCAAUCACAAUACUCGACAGUUUAUUUCAACCAAUCACAAUGCUCGACAGUUUAUUUCAACCAAUCACAAUACUCGACAGUUUCAGUUUGAUGCAAGCACUCGCAGCUAGCUUGCAGGCAAAUUUAUAAGUGGCCUCCUCCCCCCUCCCCAACAAUUUUGGGGAGAAAUAUUAAUUAGCGAUGGUCGGGCAAACUAAUACUGUGCCCUCCCCCCCCCAAAAAAAAAGAUUAGGCCCAUACGCCCAUGUAUAAAAUAUUCCAGAUAAAUACUUUAUGUUCUUUUUCACAGCCACGUACGGGCGAAUAGUUUUGCCUCCGCACUGCAAAAGUUAAUUAAUCCGGCACUGUUAAUUUUAUAUAUUUUCCAGAAUACAAGACUAUUAUAUAGACUACAGUGAAAAGAUUAACAUUUAAUUAUAUAGUAUUGAAAGUCACCAAAUGACCAAGAAACCCCAAGUUCAUCCGCGUUAGUUAAUUUAUCGUUCAAAUUUGAUAUUUAUAAUUGCACUUUCAGGAUAAAAAUUUGGAUGUAGUCCCAAGAGAAGUUUACAUUCUAAAACACCUUCCAAAGCAUCCGUGCGCCAUACGACUUUUACACUGCGAGAAAAUGUCGCCAAGCAAAUAUGUCAUAAUAAUGGAUAGACCUCCAAGAUCCAAAAACCUCCACAGCCUUCAAGGGGAAAGAUUUUUCCCGUUUACUGAGCAGAAAACCAAAAAGAUUGUCAAGGAUUUGGGAGGUCUUUUGCUAAAGAUGGAGGGAAUAAGAAUGAUCCACGGAGAUAUUAAACCAAGAAAUGUUAUAUAUGAUCUUGAGCAUGGGACAUGCAAACUUGUGGAUUUUGGUUUAUCACGAUAUUUUCAGAAAGGAGAACUUUUUGAUCAAUUUGAAGGUAGGUAUAUGAUCCGGUGGAUUACGCCGUGGAUCAUAUAUUACAUGCAAUGAUUAAUAAUUUCAGUUUUUCACAAUAUUUGCAGGAACACAAACCUUCAUGCCUCCAGAAUUUCUGAUCAGCGGUCAGUAUGACCCACGUGACGAGACCGUGUGGAGACUGGGAAUAAUGACGUACUACAUGUUGACAGGUUGUAGACCUUACGAAGAUGCCCAGCAAGCCUUGCUACAACGUUAUGGUGAACCUACGCAUUUGAAACACUUUUCAACAGGUACGGACGUAGUAAAUGCGGACAUUGAAAAACGGAUAUAGCAAACGCGGACUUUUGGUGCUAACGAAUGAGGGUCGAUCACAAUAGGUUUGCGGGACAUCGAAUUUAUUUGCAGCGGACAACAAGAUGCAUGCUAGUUACGCUCGCGGGUAGCCUGGCAGGAUUUGAUAAUCGGGGAGACAAUUUGAGAAGCCAACAGUGGAGCCAACCUCGUUCCCAGGCUCUUUAGCCUGCAUUUUCGAGUUGCCACCACAACAUGAGUUUGACUAUAUCAGCAGUCUCUUCCUCUUGUUCAUAUGUAAUGUAGCUUACAAGUUGCUAGUGAUGAGAAAAAUAUGUUUAUUUGUAGAUGCGAGAGAUCUUCUGGAAAGAAUGUUGACCGUGAAUCCUAAGAAGCGGCCAAGAUUAAAAGACGUCUUAAAACAUCCAUGGUAAAAUUCUCUACUCCAUUUGUAACCCGAAACCUGGCGAUAUCGAAAAUGUUUUAAUUUUUUAUACUUUUUUUCGUUUUAGGAUAACUGGCAGACGUCUUAAGAUGCUUCGGUCCUUCUCCCAAUGGAAAGCAAAGAAGACGUGA
Molecule: messenger RNA, 2494 nt
Organism: Paramuricea clavata
Lineage: Eukaryota; Metazoa; Cnidaria; Anthozoa; Malacalcyonacea; Plexauridae
Source: the annotation of a GenBank genome assembly